AUUUGUACCCGUAUGGUUGUGUCAAGUUCAAGUGCAGGAAUUCGGCCUUGGCAUGCCGAUCUGUCCCAGAAAGAGAAAUCAGCACACAGAGCAUACGACUCGAGCAUAGAACAGAACCCCAUUUAGAAAUGUUUCAAGAUCACGCGAUGUCAGCGAAAAUUCCGGCGAACUGAAUAAAAAACGAAAUCGAAAAUCGAGCGACUGUCACGAAGCGGAGAAACAUCUACAAUUUCACCUGGUCAGCGUAUAAAAAGCGUCGCGCGUUGCAAUCGUACAGCCACAACCAACCCAAUUCGAGAGCCGCCACGACCAUGACACCGGAAAUUAUGAAAACUCGGAGCCUCUACGCCUACACCAUAGCCCUAAUCUUGGUUUGGCUGGCAGUCCUUCAACUACAUAUGGCUGCUGCAGUGCCUGAAACCACCGAGUCUACGUCCGUACUCUCCACUACAUCGCUGCCAGCGGCAUCAUCUAGCAAUGCCAAUCCCCUGACGGAGGCCAAGCACGAGCGGAACUGCAAAGCCCUCUGCGAGCAUUGCGGCUGUUUGGGCUUCUACUGCGGCGAAGAGUGUCUCUGUGAGUGCAACAACGAGAACUCGGACACGGAAUGCAUUCGCACCAUGCAGGUGAACGCGAAAACACUGAACACUCCCUUCCAGAUCCUCAUCCAGGGCCCCAGCAGCAACCGCUUCGUGCGCAACGCCCAGCAGUUUGAGCAAAGGCGCGAUCUGGUGGCCAGGAGCGCCACUGGACCGAAGACAGCUCGUAAUCGUCGAAACACCAUCACCAUCUACAAGCCCUCCAGGUCGGCGGGCAAGCAAACAGCCAGCCAGCUGACGGCUAACGCUCUCGAAACAGUCUCGAAGGGGGCCAAGGAAUCGGAGCUAGCAAGGCAUAAGCGAUCGGUAGAUCACCUGGAGUGGUUCAACGAUUUCGCCAGCACAAUGGUGCGCCCUUCUCCUCUGGGGACACGUGGCCAGAAGCAGCGGGAGUCCAAGCCUGCGGCAUUCAAACGCCAAGCCGCUCCAGUGGAGCCUGUCGCAGUUACACGUCGUGAACCUUGGUUCUUUGAGCAGAGUGGAACUCCGCUCCUACGUCCUGCGCCCCUACAGAAGCGACAGCAGGCGAAUCGUGACAGCAAAAGGUUCUGGAAAAGCAAGAAGACUGCGUCCCGCAAAGCCGCAUCCUUUGAAGAGUCACAGAGAGAAGCAGUGAAGUCUGGACGGGACAUUAGACCACUGAGAGAUGCAAUGCACGUGGUGGAGCGUAUUCCGCGCGUCCUUCAGGACACUGUGAGCCAUUUGUCAUCCGACAACAACAGCGGCGAUGUCUUUAGCCUGAACAUCAUGAACGAUGACGUUGAGCCCAAGGAGCCGGCGCCCAUUCCUCGUCGUCACAGGGCCCGCCUCAUGAGCAAAUCCCGCAACGAUAUUGAACCAGAAGCUGUGACCCUAGCACCUGCAGGAGGUUUCGCUCCUCCCGCUCCACUGAUACCCCAGCGUGGCCUCCUCUUCCCUUGGCUGCGGCAGCAGCGUUUGAGGCGUCUUCAGCAAGCUCGCGGAAAUCAGUAGAACACAAACAUAGCGCGUUUUUUAUUAUCUUUGUUGCAUAUUUUUAAGUAUUCUUCGAGCAAUAAAUUUUCAGGCGUUAAAUUUUUAAAAUCGA
Messenger RNA from Drosophila obscura, 1665 nucleotides. RefSeq lists its product as uncharacterized. Lineage: Eukaryota; Metazoa; Arthropoda; Insecta; Diptera; Drosophilidae. The transcript has a single exon. The record is from RefSeq and is a predicted model, not a curated record. Bases 312 to 1571 code for a protein of 419 amino acids.